Molecule: messenger RNA, 422 nt
Organism: Ornithorhynchus anatinus (platypus)
Lineage: Eukaryota; Metazoa; Chordata; Mammalia; Monotremata; Ornithorhynchidae
Gene: FAM25A
Product: family with sequence similarity 25 member A
Exons: 3
Coding region: 97-357 (86 amino acids)
Source: RefSeq, a predicted model, not a curated record
CUAUAAAAGGCAGCGUGAGGGAGGACCCAGACAGCACUCAUCUCUCUCCUCCAGGGAUCCUGAAGACACGAGCUUUCAGAGCUGCCAGAAACAACCAUGCUGGGAGGUGUAGGAAAACUUGCCGCCGAGGGCCUGGCUCACCGUGCUGAGAAGACCACAGGAGAUGCAGUCAACGCUGCUGGAGAGGUGGUGAAGGAGGUGGUGGAUAAUGCCAAGGAGGCUGGUGGGAAAGUCGUUUCGGACGUCGUCAAGGCUGCCCAACAGGCCGGCGACAAAGUCGUGAAGGAAGUAACCGACAAAGUUACCACCACUGUGACCAACGCGGCUGCCGGUGUUAGCAAGCUGGGAGGACAGUGAGCAGUUCUGCUGUCCCCUUGCGCUCUCCCCUUGCAGGUUUCAGAGCAAUAAAAAAAUCAAUGUGA